UCCACAUCCUAGAGCUCCACAUCCUAGAGCUCCACAUCCUAGAGCUCCACCCACUCCAUAGCUCCCUCCACAAUAAAAUACCACCCAACAUGGUCCGCGUCCUCCAGUCCCAAAUCCCGACGCUGCCCCUCCUCUACAAGGCAAACAAGCUUUCGAUAGUCGACCAGUCGCUGGCACUGUACGCCGCCUCGAGCGCCAUCAACGCCAAAAUCGGCAUCAUACGCACCGACAUCACCGGCAUCGAGCUGGAAAAUGGAGCCAUCGUCAAUGCUGCCAACCAGCGACUUCUAGGCGGCAGUGGAGUCGACGGCGCCAUACAUCGGGCUGCUGGCCCGGGGCUGCUAGCUGAAUGCAGAACCCUCAGCGGCGCCAGAACGGGGCAGUCGAAGAUCACAGAUGCAUACAGGCUCCCAUGCAAGAAGGUCAUUCACUCUGUAGGCCCGAUCUACAGUAUGGCGGAGAAGCCUCAUGAGUUGUUGAGAUCCUGCUACCAAACCUCUCUGGACCUGGCCGUCAAAAACGGUCUCAAUGCCAUAGCCUUCUCGGCACUUUCCACCGGUGUCUACGGUUAUCCAUCCUACCCCGCCGCACGGGUAGCUCUGGACACCGUCAGAAAGUUUAUGGAGACAGAUGAUGGAGCCAAGCUAGAUUUGGUCGUUUUCUGUAACUUUGAGAAGAAGGAUGAGAAUGCUUACAACGAACUUGCUUCCCUGCCGACGACUCCAAGGCUACCGAGUCCAAAGCCACGGCCACGGAAGAACCUACGGAAGUCAAAACCAAGGAAGUGCAAACCUCUUCGGAGGGUGCCAAGACUCCCGACUCUGCCGAUGGGGAGUGUCCUCGUCCCCUGGCUGCCCGCCUACGUCCUCUUCGUCGACAACGUCGCCUCCCUCGAAAAGGUCUCGGGCUUGUCAAUGUCGCCCACGUUCUGUCCCGACCCUACGAGAAAGGACUGGAUACUCGCCUCCCACUGGAGAUGUACGGAGGGCCUGAGGCGCGGGAUGGUCGUGCUUUAUCGAUCACCGAUCGACCCCGAGCGACAAGUGAUAAAGCGGAUCGUAGCGCUGGAGGGGGACGUAGUGCGGACGCGGCGCGCGAGGAGCGCGGGAAGCGUGGGGGGCGCCGGAGGUGCCGCCGGGUACCACAAGGACCUAGUAGUCGUGCCGAAGGGCCAGGCGUGGAUGGAGGGCGACGAGAUGUUCCACUCGGUUGAUAGCAACACGUACGGCCCCGUCCCGAUCGCGCUGAUCACCAGUAGGGUCACGCAUAUCGUCUGGCCGCUCGAUAGGGUACUCGGAGCCUUAAAACCCCCCAUACCCCGCCGUCCAGAAUGGACGGCCUGA
Molecule: messenger RNA, 1343 nt
Organism: Tricharina praecox
Lineage: Eukaryota; Fungi; Ascomycota; Pezizomycetes; Pezizales; Pyronemataceae
Exons: 6
Coding region: 90-1343 (417 amino acids)
Cellular component (GO): membrane
Molecular function (GO): serine-type endopeptidase activity
Source: RefSeq, a predicted model, not a curated record